This is a messenger RNA of Aureobasidium uvarum, 582 nucleotides long. The record is from the annotation of a GenBank genome assembly. NCBI's taxonomy places the organism in Eukaryota, Fungi, Ascomycota, Dothideomycetes, Dothideales, Saccotheciaceae.
AUGGCCGCGCCAUCAAAGAAACACCAUGACACGAUCAUGGCAAGAGCAGUCAUGCUGCCCAUCACAAACUUCAAUCCUGGCACGCCCCGUCUCGAUGGCAUUGAACCGCGUCUGAAGCAAAUGAUUGCAAAGUCCGACUCGCUCGACAGUCAAGUGAGAAUGUUCACCGCUGCAUUCGAACCCAAUGCCAUAAGGGCAAACGACACACGCCCGGAAAUCUCAGAACAGACGACUGCCGAAGUACUCACAGCCCUGGACUCGAUCCGCAGAGUGACAGAGUACAAUGCGCGCGCAAAGGAGUCCAGACAGUUCCUAAACGACACGCUGAAAAAGUACAACAAGUCUGGUGCCACGGCUGGAGGAGCAGAGCGCAGGCAGAGUGCUGGUCCAGCCCCUGUUGCGCCGAUGAAGGCCUCGCCGGUUGUGGCUAUGGAGGGUGUGCAGAGGACGGUCGUGGCACCGACUGCGUCCAUGAUGAAUGCUCUUGUGCCUACCACUCGGCCUGCACCUUCUGCAGCACAGACAGUCUCCUACCCGACUACUUCCAACAUUGAUGCGAGCAGAGAUCCCAGAAGACGCUAG